CACAUUCACCUCUCUGCAAAAUUUUAAUGGGCUAUAACGACAUGAUCAUUCCACUAUGCACGGAAGACAACAAAAGAUCCCCUCGAUAAACAGAUAAUAGAGGUCUUCACCCGACAACAAAUUCAUCGCUCAUCUUCCGCUAAAUUUGUCGACUGCUUUUCAUUGAUGUUUUGAUUCGCGCGAUCAAUCCUGCUUUUAAGCCUCCGAUAUUUGAGGCUCAGAUAUGCUACCAGACCCAGAUAAUUUGUGAAUUAUAACAACAAUGGAGGAUACUCAGAAUCGGCCAGCUGGGAAGAAGGAGUUCCCAUCUAUUGCUCCUAAAAGCAGAAGACAAAAGACUACAAGAAAACUUCAGAAAAUUAGGUUCAAAAGAAGUUUAAAUCUAAAUCGUAGCUGGGGGUCGUUGGGGCAUGAUGUCACCUCGGUGUAUGAUAUGAAACUGGCAAAGCUGAGGAGCAACAACCGAGCCCUUGCAAAAGCUUUAGCAUCACAGAAAAUUGAAACACAACAUUGGUAUAAUAAAGUGAUUUCGCUAAAAGCAGAGUUACAAGAUGCCCAGGAGUUACUCCGAAGUGGUAAUACAGAUAAUGAAGCAGCAGUUGAACGGGAGGUGGAACAACGUCUGAGAGAAUACAGUGAACCAUUCAAUGCUGCCAUUAGUGAGUCCAUGCAAAAUGUACUGGUGGUAGUGGAGAGUCUGACCAAGUUAAAAGGCUUGGCUGGAGGGGCUCUGAAGAAUCGCCGCAGCCGUUCCUCAAGUUCUUCCCGCAAAUCCUCAUCUGCCUUCUCAUUACCACGUACAUCAGGUUCUAGGUUACCAUUAGCUCCUACAGGAAGCAACAGCUCUCCACGGCAGAGUGUGGUGCGCCCUAUGGUAGGAGGUCUGGUACUCCAACCAGCAAGGGUUGCUAUUCCCAAGUUAGAUCUUACAUGGAGAAGAAGAUUACAGGAAAGAUUAGAAGCACGCCAGGACCUGGACUUGAGCAUUAUUGGUGAACAGUCUAUAAAUCAGGAAGAAGAAGAGAUCUCAAGUCAGAAUGGUACACAGGCUCAAAAUAAUUUUGACCUUAACAUGUCCAGUAGAGUGGAAGAAUUUGAAAAUUCAGAACUUGAAAACCAUUCAUAUGACGAUAGCAUUGCUACUCAGAACUCGUCAGUGGAUGAAGUGCAACCUCCAGAAGAACCAGAGGGCUCUCAGAGGAGGAGGAGAUCAGCAGUGAAUAACACACCAGAAAGUCCAAGAGGGACUGGUAGAAGACGUGGCAGAGGCCGAGGGAGAGGGAGAAGGAGAGACUCCUCAAAUGCUCGAAGCAACUCUACUGCUACCACCAAAGAAAAGCCAGAUACCACAUCCAGCACUGAAGUUCAGGGAGAUGAUGUGUCAGAUCGUCAGCCAGAAGUGACAUCACAUUGUCCAAGUCAACAGGAGGAGGAUCCAUUGGAAGGACCUAGUUGGUGGUACACGGAUCUAGAAAAUGUUCGUGGUUCCAGACGCUGUGGUCAUGGUGAUAGCAGAGGGAGAGGUCGUAAGAGGAGUUCUGGAAAAUACUCUCCUGGCAUUAAUUUAGCACUGGAAUCAUCUAGUGAAAGUGAAUGUGAUGACUUACCAUCUUUGUAAACCCAAGGUAUCGAAGAAAACCCCUGCUGGACUUCAAAGCCCACAGGCUAACAAAAAGCCUUGUUGUGCCUCGCUAGAAGUAAAUAAGAGUCCAGGAUUAUCUUUAGACCAUAGUUACCUUGCUUCACCUGCCAGCAUGUUGGCCAGAUUGGAAAACUUAGAAGCUAAAGCAGGGCGUCGAUCAAAAGCUCGGUCAAGAGGCAUGUCACUUCGGGGGAGCGUAGAAGAUGGCGGGAGGCCAAGUGAGGUUGGGACUGAAGGUGGGCGAAGGCUCACUCGGCGAAGAACAGAAAUAAAGAGAAGUAGUGUAGAAGCUGAUUCUAAAAAAAAUGAGGAUGAUUCUUUCAAUCUAAAGCUAGAGGAAACCUUGCUGGAAGGUGGGGAUAGUAUCAAGAUGGAAAGUCAAGAAAGUGAUUCAGUUCUAAUGCCUCCACCAAGAAUGCCAUUACCUGUAGUUGAGAAAGACUAUCUUAUCACUGAUAAUGACUUAACAUGCAUUGGUGAUAUUAGUAUGGAUAUGACUGAACCAUUAUCAAAGAUAAUAGGCCAGGCAGCAGUAGAUAUACACAAGAAGAUACAAAAUUGAGAGAAGAUUUUUCAAAACACAAACUCCAGAUUUACCUGGAUCACCAAAAGCAGAAGUUACAGAGAAAACCCCAUUUGAUCUUUCUCUAAUGGAUGUCACUGUAGUGAAUAUACCUCCAUAUUCUUCCAAAGGUCCUUGGAGAAAGAAAUUUACCACCACAUUUUGAUGGUGAGUAUAGUAGAGUAGAAAAAACUGAGUCAGUAACUUGAGGAGAGUGUCAGUAGUUCUAGAAGAUGUUAUGAAAUGUCCAGAUUUGCCAGAUAAAUACACACCAGAACUGAAACUUACUCUAAGUGCACAGACAGUAAAAUCUGGUGGGAACUCUUCAGGGAAAAGUAAAGAUACACUUCCUAAAGCUUCUAAAGCAGAAAGUCCAUUGCUUAAGAAGCCAAAGAAAAGAAAGACAUUAAGAUUUUCUGUUGCACAUGAAGAUGAUGAUGAAGAUGAGGACGAAAAUUUCUCCCCUGUGAAAGGAAGAAGAAGCCAAAAGGGAAGAAGAAAAACCAGUUCAGUUGGGAUGACACGAGCAAGGAG
This is a messenger RNA of Penaeus monodon (black tiger shrimp), 2738 nucleotides long. RefSeq lists its product as uncharacterized. The record is from RefSeq and is a predicted model, not a curated record. The transcript has 9 exons. Lineage: Eukaryota; Metazoa; Arthropoda; Malacostraca; Decapoda; Penaeidae. The coding region runs from base 263 to 1618 and encodes 451 amino acids.